AUUAGCUUUAUGCCGCAAAUCAGACGAAAACAGAUGGGACACCUGCUCGGUUUAUUUUUACAGUGCGUACUAAACUCUUAAUAUUUCGUUAGGUAUGCUCGACUUUGUCUCCAUCAACGAUGGCUUCUACGGAGUGGACUUUUCCCGUGCUGACGACACUUUUAUCCGAUGUAUCCUGUUCGACAUGAAUUCGCUCUGGGUCGAACAAGUGCCUAUUACUGCCCUGAUCGAGCGUGAGCAUAAACGGAAUCCAAUCAUCAGUUGCAAUGAGACUAUUGUCGAUAGCACUCUGUUCGCUAAACCGGCCACACUAUACACGGUCGAACAGGGUAAUGGUGACGAAAGCGAUCGACUGGUUACGUUGACCGCCAAGUACUACGUGGGUGGUAUGCCAGUCACGUUUGGAUUUGAACUAAUGGUGGGCACCGCCUGCCAGUUCUCGGAGUACAUGACGAUACCACUCUGGCGCGCAAUGCUGCUGCUCGAGACUCAAAAUCAUAGUCUGAAGCAGAUGCUAGUGAAAAAGGACGCUGAGCUUGAGCAGUAUCGCAUAGAGGGCGCAGUUCUGAAGCGAACCACCCUGCAGACACCGGUCUUUAAUGAGCAGCUUUUCGAGAAGCAGUUCGCUGACCAAGGCGCAGUGGGAAAAAUUGUGGGGCUGCUUGCCCGAGGCCAACGCCAACGGACCGAUCUUAUGCGGGCGGUAAGCUUCGUCGACCCAGCAAACACCGUCGCAGAAACUGAGACCACCACCACCACCGCCGCUCAACCUGGAGUAUCCUGCAGUAGUGGAAACAACAGGUCGCCACGAACCGGUGCCAAUAAACGGAAAUCCAAGCGCUGGCAUCCAUCAUUCUCCAAGCCAAGGAAUCCAUCGAUGGCGAACAUUCCAAACCCUUCAUUCUGGUGGCCGGUGGACGGUGACUAAGGAUGGCGCUGGACCCAGACAACGUUUGGCCGGUCCACUUGGCUAACAGUGAUAAAGCUAACAUCCCAAAUCAAAAUGGAAUGAUACAAUAAAACGUUAGAGACGUUUGUUUACUGA
This is a messenger RNA of Anopheles bellator, 1045 nucleotides long. RefSeq names its product non-homologous end-joining factor 1-like. The transcript is spliced from 4 exons. Lineage: Eukaryota; Metazoa; Arthropoda; Insecta; Diptera; Culicidae. Gene Ontology annotation, cellular component: DNA ligase IV complex. The record is from RefSeq and is a predicted model, not a curated record. Gene Ontology annotation, molecular function: DNA end binding. Gene Ontology annotation, biological process: double-strand break repair via nonhomologous end joining. Bases 95 to 928 code for a protein of 277 amino acids.